AUGAGCGACUCGGAGGAUGAGGAGAUCUUUGAGAGUCUAAUAGCGACAAGGGCAAGGCGUGCCAAUGCCGGGUCAAGGUUGAAGCAGUUGAUAGAGUUGGAGGAACAGGCUCCUGAAACACAAGCAUCUGCGAGCCGGCUCAUUUCAGAAGAUGACGAGAACGUGAACUUAUUGUUCCAAGAAGACGGAGACGACCAGGAUUUUAUUGACGAAGAUGUAGAAAAUGCGAACCUAGACGGGUUGGAUGAGGAAGAGGGAGAAGAGGACGAAGAAGAAGUUGACCAGGGCGAUGGCGGCGAGGAAGAUACCAAGGGAAACUCGGAUGAACAGCUCUCCGACUCUGACCUCUCCGCGUCGGAUUCAGAUGAAAGCGAAGGUGAAAAAGAGCUUCAAAAGCAAGAGAAGAUUCUGAAACGGCGAAGGAAAACCGUUAUCCCAACCAUCAAAAAGACUGCAGAAAAGUCUCCGGCCAAGAAAAAGAGAAAGAUUGAGUUGGUGACGUCUGAGUCGCUACUUUUAUCAAACCGACGGUCAUCUUCGCGAGCCUCGGCUUUGGAAAGUAAGCAGGCCCUCAUUGACAGAUUGAAAGAAAGCGAAAAGAGAAAAGAGAAAUACGUGCACGUUGAGCGCAAGAAAGAGAAGGCCCUCACGCAAGAAGAGCGGUUGGCGCAGGCUGUAGAGACAGAAAAGGAAAAUAUCGAGUCCCUCAACCGGUUUAAGGAACAAGAGAUUGUCAAGAAGGAAAGGCAACGGCUAUCGCUCUUGUCGAAACGAGUCAAAUUGCAAAAUGUCCUCCGCUUCACUACUAGAGCAGAGUUUGUGACUCCGAUGGAAGAAGUUGCUGAAGCUCGCCAUCAAUAUGAGCUCUAUAUGAGGAAAAGAAAGAGGCUAGGGAAGAAGAAGAAAGGGCUGUUUGUCGACGAACUGAUGCAUUUGCAGAUGCCUUUCUCUAUAGACUAUGAUUCUCCUUAUCAAAAGGCAUUGGCGAGGGAAAGAGACGAGAAGAUGAAGAAAGAGUUGGACAAGUUGGAAAUCAUGAAUACAACAUUGAUGGAGAAGUUGAUUGACAAGGCGGAGGAAACGUCUGAACUCUGUGAAAAUUCGGCAGCAAAUAGCGGGGAAAAACAGAUGGCCCCGGAAGAAAUGAAUGCACAGGAACUGCAUGCCAAUGAAGAUGGUAAUUACGACGAUAAGGAGAAGGAGAAGGAUGAGCAGAAGGUGGUGGGAGAGGAGCAGGUUGGUGAACUUUGCAACCCGCCUUCUGUGCAAGCAGUACCACCCAGCAAUGAGAAUGCAGACCCACAUGAUGAGUUGGCUGCAGUACAGAGCAAAGAACAGACGGUGUCUGACAUUAUGCAAGACCUGAAAAGCGAGAAGAAGAAGAAAGUUGAGACUAUCUCAGAGGAUGUUGUGGACAAACACCAGCAAGAUAAAGAGCUUUCUGAAGUGCAAAACAGUAAUUCCAAAGAAGGAGAAGUAGAAUUGGCAGACCUGCUAGGGCCCGAAGAAGUUCCAACGGAAGAUUUUGUUGACACUCCUCUGGGGAAUCCUUCUGAAACGGUGGACCAAGUAGUGAAAAUCGAGGAUGCUGCGGUAGUGCCUCCGACAGAUGACAACUUGGAACUUGUUUCCGGCCGUGUUCAAACCUCCAGUUUAAGAGACAAGCAAGGGAGUAUGGAGGUUUCUUCCACGGAGUCUACACCGGCACCUUCCAAACGCGUCAAGUUUGUAGAUGAAGUGACUGACACUUUGUCGACAGAGAAUACCCCACAUCCUGAAGAAGCAUCGAAAAAAGAAGACAAUUCACCAAGCAAUGAUCAGGUGGAUUCAAUUGUCACUAACACCGCCGCCAGAUCUGACGCUCCACAAACAGAGAAUACAUCACCACCAUCACCAGCACCAGCACCAGCAGCACCAGUUGAGGUGCCUAAGCCAAUAAGCCCACCUCCGCAAGACGUCGAGAUAUUCGAAGGGCCCUUGCAAAAAAUUGCACGAAACUUGAUCACCUUGGUAGACUUUAACGAAGAAAAAAGAGAUCUUAGAUUGACACCGUCCAACAUCAAGACUAUAUUCUUUGGUAAACAAUCCCUACUACCGGCAUCACGAAGGUCGAACGAUGUCAAGACUAUUUUAACCAUCGGAAAGAAAGAAAACCCUUAUGCGACACCCGAAGCCGAAGUGAACGAUGCCGAUUGGAUAUUCACGCCGGCUUCCCGCAUCACCGAGGACGAUCCCAUGUUUGACGAGUUGAAAAAAUUGCCUCGACUAGGAGUCAAUCAAGACAUUGUGGAGAUUGAAGAAGACACGGAAGUAAAAGACUCGGCUCAAGUUGUCAUCCACACGGAGGCACCAACCGGGUUGUACCUCCCUAAUGGGAACAAGAAAGCAUGUAUGAUCACGGGGACAGAGGUGAAAUAUUUCGAUCCUUCAACGGGUAUACCUUACAGCUCAGUCGAGGCUUACAAGACCUUGAAGUUGAUAGAGCAAGGACAAGCGCAAUGGUUGAGCUUAGAUGCAGAUGCCAAUGACACUGGUGCCUUUGAUCUUUACUUGGGCUUUAAGGGAGAGAGUGCCAGGCAUGCCAAGGGCGUUCCAGAAGGCUUUGACGGCUAG
Molecule: messenger RNA, 2613 nt
Organism: Lodderomyces beijingensis
Lineage: Eukaryota; Fungi; Ascomycota; Pichiomycetes; Serinales; Debaryomycetaceae
Source: the annotation of a GenBank genome assembly